AUGGCCAACGUCACGAGCUUUGUCUCACCGUCUGCGGACGCGACAGCCUCGCCUUAUUUCGUCGCGACAGGCUUUUUGGGAUCGGUUCUGGAGGGCCUCACUAUCUGGAAGUUUUUGUUGACUCUGUUCGUCGGCGCCAUCAUCUAUGAUCAGUUCAAAUACAAUUACCUCAAGGGCAAUAUCAUCGGUCCAGCCUUCAAGAUCCCAUUUAUGGGCCCAUUCCUGGAAUCUGUCAACCCCAAGUUUACCGAGUACAAGGCAAAAUGGGACAGCGGCGAACUCAGCUGUGUUUCGGUCUUCCACAAGUUCGUAGUCAUUGCGUCGAGUCGUGAUAUGUCCCGAAAAAUCUUCAACUCCCCCACGUAUGUAAAGCCCUGCGUCGUGGACGCUGCCCACAAGCUCCUCGGCAAGACCAACUGGGUCUUCUUGGAUGGCAAGGAGCAUGUCGAUUACCGCAAAGGUCUCAAUGGCCUCUUCACCCGUCAAGCUUUGGCCACUUACCUUCCCCGCGUCGAGGAAGUCUUGACUGAGUCCUUCAAGCGCUUCUUAGAGAAGUCCGAGUCCUUGAACCACCAGCCCACCCCUUGGAUGCCUGAUUUCCGUGAGCUCAUGACUGCAUUGUCUUGCCGUACCUUUGUCGGCUACUACAUGUCCGACGAGGUGGUCCAGAAGGUCGCGGAUGACUACUACCUCAUCACUGCCGCCCUGGAGCUGGUCAACUUCCCCAUCAUCUUACCCUACACCAAGACUUGGUAUGGCAAGAAGGCUGCUGACAUGGUCAUGGCUGAAUUUGCUAAGUGCUCUGCAAAGAGUCGUGCUCGCAUGGCUGCUGGUGGCGAGGUCCUUUGCAUCAUGGACGGCUGGGUUAAGGCGCAGCAAGACUCUGCCAAGUACCGUGAGAAGAUCGCAAGUGGUGUCGCCGUUGACGACUCCGAGAAGCCUGCUCAGGUCCUCCGUGACUUUACCGACUAUGAAAUUGCCCAGACUAUCUUCACCUUCUUGUUUGCCUCCCAGGAUGCCACCAGUGCCGCGUCCACAUGGCUCUUCCAGCUGAUGGCCGACCGCCCUGAGAUUCUUGACAAAGUUCGCGACGAGAACCUCAAGGUCCGUAACGGUGACCGCUCUGUCCCUAUCUCCAUGGAGCUGCUCGACAAUUUGCCCUACACCCGCGCUGUUGUUAAGGAGACCUUGCGCUACCGUCCUCCUGUCAUCAUGGUGCCAUAUCUGGUCAAGAAGGAUUUCCCUAUUACCGAUAAGAUCACCGUCUCUAAGGGCUCCAUGAUCAUCCCCUCGGUGUGGCCCGCUGCCCACGACGAAGAAGCAUACCCCAAUGCCGACUCCUUUGACCCGGACCGUUGGAUCACCGGUACUGCCGAGCAGCAGACCAAGAACUGGCUGAUCUUCGGCACGGGUCCCCACUAUUGCCUGGGUCAAACCUAUGCUCAGCUCUCCCUGGCGGCCAUGAUCGGCAAGGCCUCCAUGGAGAUGGACUGGGAGCACACCCCCACUGCUCUGUCAGAAGAGAUCAAAGUGUUUGCCACUAUCUUCCCUCAGGAUGACUGUCUCCUUACCUUCCGCCCUCGCGCUUGA
Molecule: messenger RNA, 1590 nt
Organism: Penicillium taxi
Lineage: Eukaryota; Fungi; Ascomycota; Eurotiomycetes; Eurotiales; Aspergillaceae
Gene: erg5
Product: C-22 sterol desaturase erg5
Exons: 3
Coding region: 1-1590 (529 amino acids)
Biological process (GO): sterol metabolic process
Molecular function (GO): oxidoreductase activity, acting on paired donors, with incorporation or reduction of molecular oxygen; iron ion binding; heme binding
Source: RefSeq, a predicted model, not a curated record